Molecule: messenger RNA, 336 nt
Organism: Alnus glutinosa
Lineage: Eukaryota; Viridiplantae; Streptophyta; Magnoliopsida; Fagales; Betulaceae
Exons: 1
Coding region: 1-336 (111 amino acids)
Source: RefSeq, a predicted model, not a curated record
AUGAUCCGGGCCUCCGCUUCCUCCUCUAACAAACCCGACCCAAAUCGCCGGAAACCCGUCUCGGCCAACUGGUGGGCACCUCUCUUCGGCUGGUCCACCGAUCCGGACUACAUUGACCCCACCGCCUACCCAUCCGGAACCGAGCCACGCGCCUCUGAUCUGGAUCCCGGAACGGGACGACACAGGUCCAGAUUCACGCUCGGGUGCUUCACCGAGGAGAAGGCGAAGGAGCUCCGGAAGAAGACGGCGGAGAACUCUGCGUUUCACGAUAUAAUGUACCACUCGUCCAUCGCGUCUCGGCUCGCGUCCGAUAUUUCGCAGUGGUCGGAGAAGUAG